Molecule: messenger RNA, 1304 nt
Organism: Fundulus heteroclitus (mummichog)
Lineage: Eukaryota; Metazoa; Chordata; Actinopteri; Cyprinodontiformes; Fundulidae
Product: myelin-associated glycoprotein
Source: RefSeq, a predicted model, not a curated record
CACACACAGUCUUAAGAUUUCUCAUAAGUUAAUAACAUCUGUGGCAGCUGCCAAACUGCAAAAAAUCCUUCUGAAGGAAGGGUUUUUACAGAACAGCUCAGAAAAGACAGAGAACGCCAUUGGAGUCCUUCAGAGUUAAGUGAUCAAACCCAGAGGGAUUUCCAUCACUACCACCUUUAGAAGAAUGGACCACAAGAGAAAGAUCAUGAUGUGUUUGACUUUGGCUGCUGUUUUCAGCCCUGUGUUUGGAAAAGAAGACUGGAAGGCCACUGUUGUAAAAAACAUUGAGGCUUUGGUCGGCUCUUGUGUUGUGCUGCCCUGUACCUUCACUCAUCCUGGUACUCAACUGUCUAACUCCAGACUCAGGGGCAUCUGGCAUCGAAAAGACAAUUGGAAUGAGAUCUUCUACCAUGAGGAUAACACAAAGAUACAGGACAGCUUUAAGGGCCGAACAAAGUUGCUGGGACAUUUGGAUGAUGACAACUGCACCUUAGAAAUUGUUGAUGUUAAAGAUCAUGACAACGGCCCUUUCUGUUUCCGCAUUGAAUUAGUGAAAAAAGACGACAACAAACCCACUAGUGAUAAGUUCUCCUUUGUUGAGGAAUGUGCUGAAAUCAAAAUGCUCCAUGACCCACGUAAACCCAAAUUCGGUCCACUGAAGUCAGCUGUUGAAGGAAAACCUUACACUGUCACCUGUUCCAUCCGCCACACCUGCUCCUCCCAUUGGCCUGAAAUUACAUGGAAUCGGGGAAGUAAGGAUGACAUCAUUGAAGUCCAUAAAGACAUUAAUGGAGGGAUCUGGGAAACAGAGUCCAUCCUGGUGUUCAUUCCUGAGGAGAAGGAUGACCACACCGACCUCACCUGUACAGCAAAAUUUCACGGAGGAAAGAGCUCCUCCACAGCUUUCAUGCUCAACGUGAAGCGCACGGAAAACUACAACCACAUCAUUAUUCCCGUUGUUGCGGUAGCUGCCACCGCUGUGAUCUUUGGGCUCGUCUGUGUUUUGAUGGUGAAAAAGUACAAGAAACGUAUUCAAGAGCUUCAAAGCCAGGAUGGCAGCAUGUGGAACAGGAUGUCUAGACUGUCUCGCCGGCUUCGUUCUGGUGCCUCAGGACCAGCACGUCCUGACCAAAGAAGGUCUAUUUGGAGCCGAUUUUCAAGGAGACCUCAAAGGAAUGAGUUUAAUCAGAGCCCCAACAAUGCAACCUCCUGUAGUGGACAGACUGCGAGCAAGCCUCGCUGCCCAUCUCCAAAAAGCCAGCCGAAAUCCUUCAAUUACAAAAAGGACAUUGAUGACAAUGAUG